Salvia miltiorrhiza (redroot sage) is the source of this 1249-nucleotide messenger RNA. RefSeq lists its product as uncharacterized. The record is from RefSeq and is a predicted model, not a curated record. The transcript has a single exon. Lineage: Eukaryota; Viridiplantae; Streptophyta; Magnoliopsida; Lamiales; Lamiaceae. Bases 634 to 1008 code for a protein of 124 amino acids.
UCAAUUUCAACAAGCUUUUUGACAAUUUUUUUAAUGAUACCAUUACCACGCUUUUUAAAAUUUUAUAAAUUGAUAUAUACUCAACAUGAUUUCAAUAUAUUUUUUUUUUUGUAACAUGACGGAGCCCAAAUUUCGAUAUUCAAAAUCCAAGUCCAUGGCACAUAGAAGAACUUGAAGUGGAAAUACAAGUAUAUAUGUCUUCAUAGGAGUGGGGCCACAUCAAAUCCAGCAUGCCAUGUGAAUUUUUCAAUGCCGAAAUUUGAGCCUCGUGAGAUUGUUGAAGAAAAAUAAUCCAAAAUAGUGCAUCAAUUGCCAAAAAUGUUGCCACAUAAUAAAGAUUUAAAAGUGUGAGAAUAUAAUUAAAAAUCAAAAUAUGAUGACCUUGAUUUGUGUCUUGAAUGUUUUACUAAGCAUAUGUGAAUAACCGAAAGUAAGUGGCAGGAAAAUUACAAACUGCCAAAAAAAUGCUAAAGAAUUGAAUUAGUGAGACCCUUUUUCAAAAUAUAAAAAGAAAAUAAAGGGGGGGCCCUCACCCUCAGUGUCUCAUAUUCCACAACCCUUAUAAGAUGGAGAAAUUAGUGGCAGAUUUCCGUUACUAUAAAUCCUGUGUGGAUUGAAGGCCUGAACACAAGAAUGGAGAUCGAAUCAGCAAAGUGCGAGUGCUGUGGGCUCAAGGAAGACUGCACAGAGGAGUACAUUAGGGCAGUGAAAUCGAGAUUCCAAGGCAAAUGGCUGUGCGGUCUGUGCUCAGAAGCAGUGAGUGAUGAGGUUAGCAGAGGAAAGGCGCACUUCGGAUUGGAGGAGGCUGUCAAGGCGCACAUCACCUUUUGCCGCAAGUAUAAAUCAAAUCCGGCAGUGCGCGUCGCCGACGGCAUGAGGCAGAUACUCAGGCGGAGGAGCGAUCUCACUUCAUCCUCCUCCUCUUCUUCUUCUUCUUCUUCUUCUUCUUCUUCUUCAUCCAAGACAUAUUCCAGAUCAUCAAGCACGUCGCAGGUCGGAUUUUACUAGCUUUGUUUUAUAUGUAUAUGUCCUAAUUUCCAAGUAAUAAGGUUAAUUAAUUAACUUUGAUGAUCAUCAUCAUCUUCUCAAUGUUUUAAUAGAUUUUUUUUUUAUUUUGCUAUUUUAAUUUUUAUGUGAUGUAAUGAAAUCCUUUUCCUCUUAUGAUGAUGGGAAUUUUUUGUGGAGGAAAAGUGAUUCUAGCUGUAAUUUAGAUGAAAGAAAUGAAGGCAUUAAUUAUUUUUCUGUUUUA